Clupea harengus (Atlantic herring) is the source of this 4238-nucleotide messenger RNA. Its product is annotated as twinkle mtDNA helicase-like. Gene Ontology annotation, molecular function: ATP binding; 5'-3' DNA helicase activity; single-stranded DNA binding. Lineage: Eukaryota; Metazoa; Chordata; Actinopteri; Clupeiformes; Clupeidae. Gene Ontology annotation, cellular component: mitochondrion. The record is from RefSeq and is a predicted model, not a curated record. Gene Ontology annotation, biological process: mitochondrial DNA replication.
AAUAGGAAAUGACGUUUCUUGGUCCGUCAGAAAAAUAUUGUCGAUGUGAAACACGAGUCUGAAAAUGUCAGCUUUGCACAUGUUCAUGAGCUCUAUCAAGCGAUUUUACGCAAAGUUACUUUCAUUUCACUCUGUCAUUAAGCUUUAUUUGUAGCCCCCAUAUUCAUAUACAUGCCUAUCCACAAGCGAGGCAAACUAAAUAUUUAAUAAUUUCGUAGUUUCCCACGGACAUUGUAAGGAUACACACGCAUAGAUGAUUUGUUAGUUUGGCGGCAGAUAGUGAACACAUGCAGGCCAGGGGACAUGAAAAGUUUUAAAAUAAGUAGCAUAUGCACUGAAUUAGAAUGGAGAAACACGUGAAGAAAGAGAAAUGUGAUGCACCUAGUUGCAGUCAUGCUGCAGAUGUAAAGUGCUCAAAGCCAUGCAGGGUCUUUUUCUGAGCCAGUUCGGACUCCCCUCACUGGUCCCGUGCAUACACAAUACACUGCACACACUCAGACAUCUGUCCAGUUUUAAUACUCACUAUUCAAACCUGUUGAGUCAUGGAGCCCUAGCAACAUCCCCUGUCCUCAUCCACAUCAGGGGCUCCAGACAUCACUCUCUACCCUCACUGCAGGCCCCUGUCAACCCUGUGACCAUCACUGAUAUGAGAAAGUACCUGUCCUCCAGAGGAGUCCCCUUCCAGGAUGGCUACAGUUGCCUGUGCAUCGCUAGUCCAUUAAAGGCUUCUUGUGGGGACAGAUCUGGUGCUGCAGACAAGAGGAGCUUUGGUCUGUACAUUGAUAAGACCACAGGGAGCUUCCUUUGUAUGCAGACACAGGUACAGGGGAGCUGGGAAGAGCUGAAGGAGUAUGUGGCGCUGCUGCAGAGGGAUGGGAAUACUGCAAUUCUGUCUCCACAACAAGCCUGCGAAAAUGCUAGGAGUCUGGAUAACAGACUGGAGAAGGAGAGGGAAGCCCAGGAGGGUCAAAAGAUCUGGAUGGCAAGCAAAGCGUUUUCAGAUCUCCUGAAAGAGGAGUCAGAAUAUGUGAAAGCCAUGUUUAGCAUGAGCAAGAUCUCUAGUGCCACCCUGAAAAAGUUCUGUGUGAAGUUCUACAGACCCACCCAAAGUCUGGUCUUCCCCUGGUUCAGCCCGCAUACUCUAAGCCUGAAGGGAAUUAAGAUGGUUUCUGUUAGAGAGGAUGUGGGCACCAAUAACCUCUACACCCAGCUCACCCUCCCCAGACCAGCCAGGUACCACAACCUGUUCGGCCUCUCUCUGAUCCAGCAAUCAGAUUCCCAGGUUGUUCUGACAGGCCAUGAAGUGGAUACUCUGGCAGUGAGCCAGGCUACAGGCAUCCCCAGCCUGACUCUACCACGUGGACCCAGCUGCCUGCCCCCAGUUCUACUCCCCUACCUGGAACAAUUCAGCAAGGUGACACUGUGGCUGGGAAAAGACCCAGCCUCUUGGGAGGCCUCCAGGGACCUCUCCCGUAAGCUGGGCCCUAGCCGAUGCUGGCUGGUGCGGCCAGGAGAACACCAACCAAGCCCCAGGGAUGCGUUGGCCUCCAGGGUGAGCCUUUCAGGGAUCCUCCGUAACGCCGUCCCUGCUGAGCCUCAGGCAGUGGUCUCAUUCCGUCAGCUAAGACAGGAUGUUCUUGGUGAGAUGAAGAACAAGGACAGGCUGGCUGGCGUAAGGUGGUCACGCUUUUCACAGCUCAACAGGAUCCUCAAAGGACACAGGAAAGGAGAACUCACAGUGCUCACAGGGCCUACAGGCAGUGGGAAGACUACUUUCAUCAGUGAGUGUGCGCUGGACCUCUGCUCACAGGGAGUGGGGACGCUGUGGGGCAGCUUUGAGAUCAGUAACGUGCGCCUGGCCCGAGUGAUGCUCACCCAGUACACCCGGAGCAGGCUGGAGGACGAGCUGGAGAGGCAGCCGCAGCUGUGCCAUACCUGGGCCGACCGUUUCCAGGAGCUCCCACUCUACUUCAUGACCUUUCAUGGGGAACACAACAUUAAGAUUGUGCUUGAGACCAUGAAGCACGCAGUGUAUUUGUAUGACAUCAGCCAUGUUGUCAUCGACAACCUGCAGUUUAUGAUGGGACAGGAGAGUCUUCAUGUGGACAAGUUUGCACUGCAGGACCACAUCAUUAGUGCUUUCAGGCAAUUUGCCACCAGCACCAGUUGUCACGUGACCUUGAUCAUCCACCCCAGGAAGGAGGAGGAGGGCAGCCUGCAGAUGGCGUCCAUCUUUGGCUCUGCUAAGGCCACUCAGGAGGCAGAUAAUGUGCUGAUCUUGCAGGACUGGACCAGGGUGGGGGGCACAGGUCGCCGGAUGCUUCAGGUCGUCAAGAAUCGCUACGACGGAGAAGUGGGAGCUUUCCCUUUGGAGUUUAACAAGACUACUCUCUCAUUCUCCGGCCCCCCAGCCAAGAACCCGCAGCCACCACCCAAACCUCAGGGCAAGGUCAGAGGGGAAAGUUCAAAGGCUGUCAAGAAGCUUCUGCUCCUACAGACGAGAAGUUCACUGAAUAGACCAAACCAAAUAAAGGUGUGAAGGUGGUUCAAAUGGAUCACAGAGCUAUGAACACGCCUGCACAUGGGUAGGUAAGGAAGACAGCCAUGUUCAGAUGAAAAAUGUUUCUUGUCAGGAAAUUGGUUUGAAAAAGUUUCCUCAUAUACACAUUUUGUAGCUGCUUUUAAAAAAAUCACUUUUCAGCAAUUAGAAAACGUGAACGGCAUAGGGAUGCCAUUAAUUGCUCACACUAAAUAGAAUGUAAAUGAAGCCUCAGAGCAGAGGUUUAAACAGUACCUUUGAAAUCCACACUACAGCUACCAGAAAGAUUUCAUUAGUUUAGAUACCUUGGUCUCAACAGAUUCAAAUCAUUUUUGAAGUGAGAAAAUGUACGGCUUUUUCUGUGUGCAAUUGCAUGUAUCAGAUAAUCCUUAGAAAUACUUUAUCUAUUUAUAAAGUACAUAUUUACAUCACAGACACGUUAUAUUAGAGUUAGUCUACUACACCUAAACCAGUCUAGUAGUCAGCACAGCACAGUUAAUUAUAUGAAUAACAGUUAAUGGCCGUUAACAGUUACUAAUACUGUCAUUUCAUUAUUUUAUUUAUUUCAUGUAAGUCAGAUAUUUUUGCACACUUUGUUAUCACAAAUCAAGCUGAUUUGGAACUCUGAUUUUGGCCAGUUGAAAGCACCUUAAACAAAUACUUGCCUCAUAAUCGUACAUAAUCAUUUAGCAUUGGACGGCACUGUGGUCUACAUUAGCUAUCCAGGCAAAACAUUGUAAUAUCCUCCUGUAUAUGUCUCUAUAUAUUCAUUCAAAUGAAUUUAAAUAAUGCGGAAGUUCUAUAUUUUCACACAUUUAUAAUAAAAAACAAAAAAAUGUACAUUGCACUUCCUGUGUCUGUCCAGUAGGGGUCAGGCUCUACCCAGCUACUGCAAACUACUCACACUGAAGCCCUAUUGAUGUUGAUGAGAUGGAGAUGCAGAGGUUUUCUGAAGGCACUCACAGCCCCGUACAGACCUCACAGAGGUCACUGCCAGGCUGUGAUACUGCUCUGCCUUUAUUAAGAAGAUUUAUGCUAGGAUUGCCCACCCCCUCUUGUUCUCUCAAUACCUCCCCCCCCCCCCCCCGGAUUAAAAGGCUAUAUUUAUGCCUGAGCAGAUUUAAAUGGCUGGAACAUUUUCAACACUGUGUGAGUUGCUUAGUAAUAGGCAUGGGGGUGGAGUUUGGAGAUGUGUGACCUGUAACCGUUGGUGAUAGAACUGUCUCUCGGUGACCUCACGUCACAAUACAGGAACAGCUCACGGUGUGCCUCACAAGUAGACUGAAGCAGUGAGGUGAAAUCACUGACUGAGCUUUCAGAUAUUGUUAAUACCUAAGUCUGGUUGGGAUAAAGGCUUAGUUGGCUGUUCCCAAAUCAGUUAUUUAUAAGUCACAGUUGCACAAAGUGUUCUGCUCACAUUUACCGACGUUGUGCCAUAAAUACACUUGUCCUGCUUCCUUUGUAGAAUCCUUGGCCAUUCCGUUGCUCAUUGGUACUCCAAGUCGGCGCACUGAUUCUUGGGACCUGUAUUCCAGGUUGAACAUUUUUCUCUGUGUCUUUUUAUCGGUCAUAACAUGAAUAGUUAUGUGUGUUUCUAUUAAACGUUAUGGACGAUGGAUGUUCGUGUUGCCAUUCCGGUAUUGGUUUCAAGUGGACCGUGCACCCAACAUUCUCAUACGGUUGCUCUCCUAAUUAGGCU